Molecule: messenger RNA, 4040 nt
Organism: Suricata suricatta (meerkat)
Lineage: Eukaryota; Metazoa; Chordata; Mammalia; Carnivora; Herpestidae
Gene: TMEM132B
Product: transmembrane protein 132B
Exons: 10
Coding region: 21-3215 (1064 amino acids)
Source: RefSeq, a predicted model, not a curated record
CGCUCCAGAUACAGGAGAUCAUGACAGAGACCGAGAGCCGAGGGGUCGUGGAUAGCCUCCAGAGGUUUUCCUCGCUCCCUGCCUACCUGCCCACGAGCCUCCACAUCGCCGACGCGGAGGAGGCCUUCUUUCUUAAAGAGGCCAAGCAGGAUGUCACGAGGAACUCCAGUCUGCAGGCUCGCGUCGAGUCAUUCUUCAUCUACCGGGCCAGGAGCCCCCCGACCGUCAAUGCCAGCUACGGCCCGUUUUCGGCGGAGAAGACCAUCCCCAGGGAGCUCCUGCUGACCUCCACAGCCUUUGGAAACAUGGAGAAGUUUCCCUUCAACUGGAAGCUCAAGUCUCACCUCCUCGACAGCUCCAUCUACUCCAACAGACCCAAGGUGCAGACCCUGUUCUACGUCACCGGGAUGCAGUGGGGGGACGAUGACCCCGAGGAGGACCUGCCGUGCGUCAAGAUGUUCGCCUUCCCUGAGGCCAGAGAGGUGGCGGCCAGCUGCCGGCUGCAGGGGGCCCCGGGGCUGUGCGUUGCCGAGCUGGAGCUGCUGCCCGAGUGGUUCAGCUCCGGGCUGGACCUGGAGCCCGAGGAGGAGAUCCCGGCCCUGCUGGGGGGCACCACCAUGGAGCUCUUCUUCUCGCUGUACCCGGCCGACCAGGCCGGCCAGUGCCCGCUGGAGGAGGACGGCAAGUGGGAGACCAACAUCCACUCCGGCCAGGACGGCCCCCAGCAGGUGUCUCCAGCCCGGGAGAGGAUCGGGAGUGUGGUGGUCUUCCCGACUCAGGACGACCUCAAGUGGUCCCUGCUGAGCCUGGACGAGAACGUCGUCAUCUCCGUGCCCCUGAACCUCGUCCGGGAAGGGGACACGGCCACCUUUUUGGUCUCCCUGACCAGUGGCUCUGUGGCAGACCAGUUCACCCUCAGAAUUAAGGCAGCGGCAGGUGUGAAGAUAGCGGCCGUGCGGGUCACCAGCGAGCAGCAGUGGGCGGUCCAGGAGGAAAUAGACAGCAGCGGGGCUCAGACGACGGCCACGCUCACCUGCGUGGGCCACCACCCGGACCCACAGGACAGAGUGAAUGGCUCCAUCUACGAGAUCUUACAAGUGGACUUUGGGGUUGACAACAGCAGCGGCCUGGCCGGCGCCCAGCCCAUCACCUGGCAGGUGGAGUACCCAGUGGAGGACUCCAUGAGCGAGCUGGCCGUCUCUGAGAUCUUCGUCAGCGAGACGUCCUUCGUGGGCAUUGUCCCUCUUGCGAUGGACACGGAGGUGCUGAACACGGCCGUCCUCACCGGGAAGGCGGUCUCGGUUCCCGUCAAGGUCGUGGCCGUUCAGGAGGACGGCUCCGUGGUGGACGUGUCCGAGGCCGUGGACUGCAGGUCUGCAGAUGAAGACGUCAUCAAGGUUUCCAACCACUGCGAUUCCAUUUUUGUGAACGGGAAGGAGAUGAAGAGCCAAGUGCACACGAUCGUGAACUUCACCCACAAGCACUUCACCUCUCAGCUGGAAGUCACCGUGUGGGCACCCAGGCUCCCCCUGCAGAUCGAGAUCUCAGACACGGAGCUGAGCCAGAUCAAGGGCUGGCGGGUCCCCGUGGCAUCCAACAGAAGGCCCACCCGGGAGAGCGAGGACGAGGAGGACGAGGAGAAGAGGGGGCGGGGCUGCUCCCUGCAGUACCAGCACGCCACGGCGCGCGUGCUCACCCAGUUCGUGGCCGAGGCGCCCGACGCGGGCCAGCUGAGCUACCUGCUGGGCCCCGACUGGCAGUUUGACAUCACGGACCUGGUGGUGGAUUUCAUGAAGGUGGAGGAGCCGCGGAUCGCGCAGCUACAGGGCGGCAGGACCCUGGUGGGCCGGGAGCCGGGGAUAACGACCGUGCAGGUGCUCUCCCCGCUCUCUGACUCCAUCCUGGCUGAGAAGACAGUGAUCGUCCUGGAUGACCGUGUCACCAUCGCCGACCUGGGCAUGCAGCUGGUGGCUGGCUUGUCUCUUGCCCUGAAGCCUCACAGAGUGGACAGAAGAGCCAUCGUCUCGAUGGUGGCUGCCCAGGACGUUCUCCAAGCCCCACAGCAGGAAGCAAUAGUCAGUUCUUGGAUUUUGUUCAGUGAUGGUUCGGUGACACCCUUAGACAUUUAUGAUCCCAAGGAUUUUUCAGUUACUGUGUCAUCAUUGGAUGAAAUGGUGGUGUCUGUCCAGGCAAACCUUCAGUCCAAAUGGCCGGUUGUGGUUGCAGAGGGUGAAGGGCAAGGUCCCUUGAUUAAAUUAGAAAUGAUGAUUAGUGAGCCCUGUCAGAAGACCAAGAGGAAGAGUGUUCUUGCCGUGGGUAAAGGAAAUAUCAAGGUCAAAUUUGAACCAAAUGUUGAUGAGCACCUCGGAGGCACCAACGAUAUCGAGGGCAUCGGUCGGGAAUAUAAAGACCACUUCAGUAAUUCCAUAGAGCGGGAAGGAAACCAGGAGAGAGCAGUUCAGGAGUGGUUCCAACAUGGUGCCUCUGUUGGCCAAGAGGAACGUAGCAACAAAAGCACAACCCCACAGUACUCCCUGGAAGGAAAGGAUAAGAAGCUACUCAAGAGUGGCGGUCCAGACACCUUCACAAGCUUCCCCACUCAAGGGAAGUUACCGGAACCCAACAAUCCCAGUGACCUUACAGUGACCUCAAGGGGCUUAACUGACUUGGAGAUCGGCAUGUACGCUCUGCUCUGUGUCUUCUGCCUGGCCAUUUUGGUCUUCUUAAUCAACUGUGUGGCAUUUGCUUGGAAAUACAGACACAAAAGAUUCGCUGUGAGCGAACAAGGCAACAUCCCCCAUUCCCACGACUGGGUCUGGCUUGGGAAUGAAGUAGAACUUCUGGAAAACCCCGUGGACAUCACCCUCCCUUCGGAGGAAUGCACAACCAUGAUAGACAGGGGGCUGCAGUUCGAGGAGAGGAACUUCCUUCUCAACGGCGGCUCCCAGAAGACUUUCCAUAGUCAACUACUCAGACCCUCUGACUAUGUCUAUGACAAAGACAUUAAAAGCGAGCCUAUAAACCCAUCGGGCCCAAAGAGGAAGAGAGUCAAGUUUACUUCCUACACCACCAUCCUCCCGGAGGACGGCGGCCCAUACACCAACUCCAUCCUGUUUGACAGUGAGGAUAACAUCAAGUGGGUGUGUCAGGACACCGGGCUGGGGGGCCCCCGGGACCUUAGAGACUAUAUGGAAAGGCUGCAAGACCAGAUGUGAACUCCUUUCUUACGUUUGUAUUCACCUUUAUGCCUUCUGUUUUUUGAACGGUGGAGCAGUGAGUUUGUUCAGCAAUAGGGGAUGAUUUAACAAAAUUUAAUUUGUGGAGGUCUGGGAGGGAUCCUUUUAUGAGCAGGUGUCAGAGUCCUGGAGAGCUAUAGCAGCCAGGUGAUAAGCCAGGAAAUAUCUCUAAAGCGGCCACAUGUAGAUCCUGGAGAAAUCCUAAGACAACAGUUGUAUCUGCUGCCUGGUACUAGCUCAGUUCAAAUACAAUAAUCCUGACCCCACAGACGUUGUUAGUCAUCUCGUGACAAACGGCCGUGUGGAUUUAGAAAAGGCUUGGGUGUUGAUUUUUCUAUUCCUAGAACUUUUAAAGCACAGUGGACAUUCCUUGCCCUUGGCCUGAGCUUGGACGUACCUGAAAGAUGCCGAAUGUAGCCGCCCUUAUUUGUUAUGAGCGCUGCUCAUUAUUUUUAUAUACAUUUGCACCUGCACCUGGUUUCCUUUGGCCUCUGGAAUUCUUUUUGAAACGUGAAGAAAAGCAGUUGUGGUCUUCUCUCUGAGAUGUUUGAUUUAUACAUGCGUUUGAGUCGCUGACGUUUGCCGCGUCCAUUCAGGACGUCAGGUGUCCUCCAGUUUUCCACACUCCUUCCCUAAGGGGCCAUAUCUGAGACACUUAUCCUCAUGCUGUCCUUCCUUCUCUUUGUCGUGAAGCUUCCUUGUAUCAGGACUGGGGACAUGGGGUUUUACAUAAAACAUUAAUAUACUGUGAGGGAGGGCCAUCUCUUUACAGUUUUCUAUAUGAAGCUUAAAAACUUUGGUGAA